AACUGCGUCGGUUUCCAUGGUGACACAAAUGGGGCGGCGCGGUACUUCCUGGAUGUUCCAGCAAUGCGCAGCCGCUGAAGUCACGUGGGGUCACACCGCCAUGAGCGACGGACAGAAAACGCGCCGAGUGCUGUUGACUUGGGGCUCCAACAGUUAUGGCCAACUGGGGCUAGGAGGCAGUGAUGAUACCCAGCGUCCUCAGCAAGUGCCAGAAUUGGGAGAAAAGGGGCCCCUCAUAAAGAGCAUCAGUGCUGGAGGGGGGCAUUCUGCUGCUAUUACAGAUUCCGGAAAGUUGUAUGUUUGUGGUCAAAACAAGAGCGGUCAGUUGGGGCUGGGUCACUACGAUGAUCUUCCAAUGCUCACCCUAUGUACUGCCAUUCUGCACAUACGUGUUACCAAGGUUUCAUGUGGCUGGGACUUCUCGAUCAUCUUAACAGAUAAUGGUCAGCUGUUAUCUUGUGGAUCCAACGCUUAUGGCCAGCUUGGAAAUAGCCAACAAAGGGCAAGUUCAGAUCCUAAACUGAUUCAGAAUGUUACUGAGAAGAUUGUGGACAUUGCUGCCGGUUUGCGACACUCAUUGGCUGUUACAGAAAAUGGACAAACAUUGCAAUGGGGCUCUGGGCUGGCAUCACAUGCCAGGAGAUUCUGCCAAGGAAAAACAAUCCUUGCUUUCUACACAGCUCAGCAACCUUGCCCAGUACCAGGUUUGGAAAAUGUAAAAGUAAAGCAAGUGGCAGCAGGAUCUUACCACUCGGUUGCUCUGUCAGCUGCAGGAGAGCUGCAUGUCUGGGGCAGCAAUAAACAUGGGCAACUUCUCCAUUGUGAGCCAUUUAUUGGGCAGCCACGUAGGAUCAGCUGCCCCAUGUUCUCUGGAGAAGCGAUCAGGGCGGUGUGGAGUGGAUGGAGUCAUGUGAUCGCUCAGUCCGAGACUGGUCAAGUGUUUACUUGGGGAAGAUCAGAUUAUGGUCAACUAGGAUUAGGAAUGAGUGAUACUUGUGCUAACAGCCAAGGAAAUAGCAAAGGAAAAUUUAAGCCACCAUUCUGUGUCACUGUCCUAAGCGGUGCCUCUCAGAUUGCGUGUGGGUCAGAACAUAACCUGGCAUUAUGUGGGAACACAGUUUAUUCCUGGGGAUGGAACGAGCACGGAAUGUGUGGAAAUGGCGGUGAAGACAACGUCUCUGCUCCCACAGCAGUCAUCCUCCCCAUGUCCUGCAGAGUGGAGCUGAUCGGGUGCGGGGCCGGACACUCCAUGGUUCUGUGCACAGAAUGAAACCUGCAGUGUCUCCUUCCAUCUCUCAACGUUGCAGACUUGGCAUUUGUAUUACGUAUCAUUGAACUGAACAAUGUGUAACGUGUUAAAGGUCAAGUCAAAUGUUACUACACCUGUAUAUGCCAACAUUGUUGCACUGUGUAAGCGACCAUCAUCAGCCCCCCCCCCCCCCCCCAGCUAUGGAGCAGGCAGUAGAUAUUACAAUACAAAAUUUAUUUCAUGCAUCUUUGUUUUUGCAUAACAGUUUGCAUGCAUCUUUACUCAAAACAUCUGAGUUUGCAUACAAUGCAGGUCUGUUCUUACUGACAAAUGUCAAAUGUUUCCUGAUUUUAUACUUCAAGUCCUGGGAUUGAAAUAACACAUUUCAUGUUUGAAAUCCAUGUGGAUUAUUUAAUAAGAACAAUCUUUAGGGAUUACCGCCAUGUUUCAUUUAUACACUGAUAAUAUACAAGAGGCCUCAUCUGGACAGUCACUGGAGGCCAAGUGUUAUCAGGUUCCAUAUAGGCUCUAUAUUCACAAGCAUGCCAAUGAAAACAGGAAAAUAAAUUCCGACUAUUCAAAUGUCCGUACAGCGAUGAUAUACAGCGUGUGGUCAAUGUGACCAAUGGCUGCCAGAGGGCACUUCUUGUUUGGAGCAGUUAGUCUGGGUAUAAAAAGUCAACCUAGAGCAAUUUAAUGUACAAUUUAAAAGGUUUACCAUUUGCUACAUAAUAUAUGUAAAAGAAAAUAUAUGCAUCUGA
Messenger RNA from Hyla sarda, 2010 nucleotides. RefSeq names its product secretion regulating guanine nucleotide exchange factor (gene SERGEF). Bases 17 to 1270 code for a protein of 417 amino acids. Lineage: Eukaryota; Metazoa; Chordata; Amphibia; Anura; Hylidae. The record is from RefSeq and is a predicted model, not a curated record. The transcript has 12 exons.